UGGCAGUUUUUGGCUCAACUGUCUGUUUAGAAGGGAUUUAGCCAAGUUUCAUUUGGGAAUUGAUUGGUGAAAAUGCAGUCCAACUUCUUCAUGGGAAACCAGGGAAUUAAACAAUCAGAUGGUUUCUAAAUUUAUGUACCAAGAGAAGAUAGCAACAAAAUCCAUAAUCAAUAGCAGGAGAUUGCUUAACAUGAUGGUGAAAACUAUGAGCCAUGUUUAACCCCUGGGUGGCAUGGUUAGGAGUGCUGCUGCUGUUGAUCGUGUCCACUCAUUCAGCCCCGAAGCCAGCAAUGCCUCCAGUGAUCACGAAAAGACCUUUCAACAUUUUCUGGGCUGCCCCAACAAUGCAGUGUCAGCAUUUCUUCAGUGUGGAUCUGAAUCUUCAGUUAUUUAAUAUUAUAUCAAAUCCUUUGGAGACUCAGAGUGGAUCGACAAUUGCCAUAAUUUAUCCAAAUGAAUUAGGGUAUUAUCCUUAUUUCUCUCCAGAGGGAAAAUCCUUUAAUGGAGGGAUACCACAGAACAUGAGCCUUCCUACACACCUGAGGAAGGCCGCUGGUGACAUUGCAAAAGUUUUUCCUUGGUGGAGAUCAGAAGGUCUUGUUAUCAUUGACUGGGAAAGCUGGAAGCCACAAUGGGACAGAAAUUGGGGUAAUAGGGUAAUAUAUAAAAACCACUCUUUAGACUUUACUAGAAACCACCAUCCUGAUUGGUCAGAAAUGAAAGUGAGAACAGUUGCCCAAAAGGAAUUUGAAACUGCUGGAAAGAGUAUUAUGAAUGCUACUCUCACACUGGCUUUAGAAAUGAGACCAAAAUGUUUAUGGGGCUUUUAUCUCUAUCCAGACUGCUACAAUUAUGAUUAUAGGAUAAAUCCGCAGACCUACACAGGUAAAUGCCCGAGUGACGAAAUUUUCCGCAACGACCAACUCCAGUGGCUAUGGAAAAAAAGCAGAGCACUUUAUACUUCAGUGUAUUUGGAUAAGAUAUUGAAGUCAAAUUUAAAUGCUUUGAAAUUUGUUCAUUAUCGAGUUAGAGAAGCUAUGAGAAUUGCUGAAAUGGCUAAAGAUGACUAUGUUUUACCAGUUUUUAUUUUUUCCAGACCAUUUUAUUUGCAUGGUAUUGAAGCUUUGUCACAGGAGGACUUAGUGCAUACAAUUGGUGAGAGUGCAGCAUUGGGGGCAUCAGGAGUAAUAUUGUGGGGAGGAUAUGACUAUUCUGCUACAAAGGAGACCUGCUUGUCUGUGAAAAAAUUUAUUCAAGGGCCAUUGGGCCAUUAUGCUGUUAAUGUGACAUCUGCAGCCAAACUCUGCAGUCAGAGUCUAUGUAACAAUAACGGAAGAUGUGUUCGAAAAACAUCUGAAUCCUCCUCCUAUCUGCAUAUGCUGGGAAGUAUCAGUAAGAAAUAUGGCCCAAGCAAGAGACUGAGAGUCAUCAUUUCCGCAGCCAACAAACUGAAGACAAUAAAGGACAUGAAGGGUGGGUUUGCGUGUCACUGCUAUCAUGGCUGGCAUGGAGAGUCUUGCCAGCAUCUUUCUUCAGAUGUCCUGAGAGGGAAGAAUAAGGCCUGUAUUGCUAACUUUAAAUUAUCAGUUUUUCUCAGCAUGAUCUCAUCUGUGAUUCUCUUCAUUUUUCUACCCCCAUGACAAUGUCAUUUUUUGCUUGAAAUUCUGAAAAGCAGAAAAUGCUGUUUUUUUUUCCCCUUUAACUUCAAUAUACUUCUAAAAUAUUUGCUCUGUUUGAAGUGAAGGAAAAAAAAAAAGGAGGGAGUGGGUGGGUGGGUACUCUUUGGCUCUAUAGAGUCAUUAGAUAGAGCAAUUCUUUCCUGGAUGCUUACCUCAUGCGAGGCUCUAAAGAUAAGGAUGUGAAUGUACCAAAGUCUCUGUCCUUGGGGAACUUAAAUUCUUGUGAGGAGAUGAACGAUAAUAAACAAAUUCAUUUGUA
Odocoileus virginianus texanus is the source of this 1938-nucleotide messenger RNA. Its product is annotated as hyaluronidase-4-like. Gene Ontology annotation, biological process: hyaluronan catabolic process; carbohydrate metabolic process. The record is from RefSeq and is a predicted model, not a curated record. Lineage: Eukaryota; Metazoa; Chordata; Mammalia; Artiodactyla; Cervidae. Gene Ontology annotation, cellular component: cytoplasmic vesicle. Gene Ontology annotation, molecular function: hyalurononglucosaminidase activity.